CCUCUAUUCUCUCUCUCUAUACAUCUGUACUUUCUUCUCCUUUCCCCAAAUUUAUCUAUCAAUCGACAUUCGACAGACUUCUUGUUAGCAAGUAGUCGAACUACUCCAACUAACAAAUACAGCAACAAUGUCGACUUGCAUUCCAACUGCCGCAGCUGUCGUCGCCGAUAAGUCCACCACCUCCGCCUCCUCCGCCACCACCACCUCCUCUACUCUCUCACUCCUCGGCCGCCACCGUCAAUUCAACUCUCUCUCCAAUGCUGCCUUUUCUCUCUCCUCUAAGCCUAAUCUUCGCCUUAUAUCCAAGAGUUCACGGUCUGUUUUCACACAUACAGUAGCCGCUAAGGCCCAACUGAACAAUGCUGGCAUAGGUGAAACUUCAAGUGGAGUUACUCAAUCUAAAUCUGGAGCAUCAUCGAAAGAGAUAAAGAAUGGCAAGCCAUCUAGUGAGUCAGCCCCAACGCCAUUGGCAUCAGAGGAAUCAAUUUCUGAAUUCAUCGCCCAAGUUGCUGGUCUUAUUAAGCUUGUAGACUCAAGAGACAUUGUGGAGUUGCAGAUGAAGCAGCAUGAUUGUGAGCUUUUGAUUCGCAAAAAGGAAGCCAUAUCACAAUUGCAAGCUCCACCAGUGUACAUGAUGCAGGCACCUUCUGCAUCAACAGCACCCCCACAACUUAGCCCACCCAUUUCUGCAGCUGCACCCGCACCCGCAUCUCAAGCACCUGCUGCACCAGCUCCUAAGCCGGUCAAGUCAUCAGUUCCCCCCCUUAAGAGCCCUAUGUCUGGAACAUUCUAUCGAAGUCCUGCACCUAAUGCCCCAGCAUUCGUAAAGGUUGGGGACAAAGUGCAGAAAGGACAGGUUGUAUGCAUUAUCGAAGCCAUGAAGUUAAUGAAUGAGAUUGAAGCGGAUCAAGCCGGGACAGUCAUUGAAGUUGUCGCAGAAGACGGGAAACCCGUCAGCUUAGAUACACCUCUGUUUAUCAUUCAGCCGUAGAGAAAGCUAACGGGCCGGGCAGCGGGCGAGGCCCGUAAAUGUUGGAAGGGUUAAAAUUGUAGACGAUGACAUUUUCUAAUUGGGAUGAGAUGAGAUGCUAGAUUGCUAGAUGAAGUCGAAAAAAAGAAAUGGUUAUGAGUAUUUAUUAUUUUAUUUAUAUUUAUUUAUUUUCAUCCACUUGGAUUUGCACAUUGAGGAGUUGUCAAUGUUCUUUUUUUCCACCUUUUUGUUUCCUAUGCUUAAAUUUACUUUACUUUUUGUCUGAAAUGAAGCUUUUUAGUAGGACAAUUUCCUCCUAUUUUUAGUAGUGCAUUUCCAUUUGGACCUUUA
Spinacia oleracea (spinach) is the source of this 1321-nucleotide messenger RNA. RefSeq names its product biotin carboxyl carrier protein of acetyl-CoA carboxylase 1, chloroplastic. Lineage: Eukaryota; Viridiplantae; Streptophyta; Magnoliopsida; Caryophyllales; Amaranthaceae. The transcript is spliced from 7 exons. Bases 128 to 991 code for a protein of 287 amino acids. The record is from RefSeq and is a predicted model, not a curated record. Gene Ontology annotation, cellular component: acetyl-CoA carboxylase complex. Gene Ontology annotation, biological process: fatty acid biosynthetic process. Gene Ontology annotation, molecular function: acetyl-CoA carboxylase activity.